This is a messenger RNA of Erigeron canadensis, 1077 nucleotides long. RefSeq lists its product as uncharacterized. The record is from RefSeq and is a predicted model, not a curated record. The transcript is spliced from 3 exons. Lineage: Eukaryota; Viridiplantae; Streptophyta; Magnoliopsida; Asterales; Asteraceae. Bases 428 to 946 code for a protein of 172 amino acids.
UAGCGAAAUAUUUUCACUAUUUGCCAAGACAAGAAUAAAAAAAGAGUAAUCAGACAUCAAUAAAGUCAGCCUGCUGCAUUCUACAGACAUUGUGUUGGUAUUUGGUAACCCUGAGGUAUUUCUUGUAGCAUGGGAGUGUCCGAUUGGAUGUUCAUGAGUAGGUUCUCGAGCCGUCUAAAUAUUUUCACUAUUUCUCAGGUUUGUUAUUGCACAGCAAGUGUUUGACAAAAUGCUCAAAUGAAAGUUGUAGUAAUAAUGCAUUGACAGAAUCAUCAAGAAAGGUGUAGAGAAUGGAAAACGAAGCCUAUCCGAACAGCAUCGGAUGCACGGCAAGAAACAAUGUUUGUUGCUUGGUAGCCAGAACACAAGUUGCAGAGACAUUUGAAAUAUCAUGGCUCAAUUGGAAAUGUAGGUGUUGGUUGUCAUAAUGAGUCAACAAUCGCUUCAGACUUACAUGCCAUCCAACACAAGAGAUGAUGUGGCCAAUAUUGCUAAAAAACAGGAUGAACAACGAAUUGAACACCAUAAGCGGAAAAUGAAUUUGCGGAAAAGGAAACAACCAAAAUCCCGCAUGUUGGGAGAUAUUAAUAGAGAAACAGUAAUUAUGUCAGCUGUCGUUCCAGAGAUGCACACAACUAGAGCUUCAAAAAAGAAAAAGAGGGGGAAAACUAUUUUAAAAAGAAAGAAACUACAAAAAACCCGUAUGUUGGCAGAUCUUUAUAAGGACACCGAGGCAUGUGGUAGUGGCCAAAACAGAUUCACUGAGGCAAGCCCUCCGUGCCAGAAAGAAAUCAUGGCCGCAAUGCAGUUACUUGAAAUAUCUAGUGGGGUGGUGCCCUCAAAGACUGCAGAUGAAUAUGAAAUCGACAAUCCCAUAUGCCGAUUAAAUAGGAACCCAGCUGAGUUUAGAUUAUCUACCGCUCAAAUGUUCAUGAGAUCGGUUUGAGCUCUGGAGCCAAUUUGUAUGACUUAAUUUGGAUAUGCUGGUUCUAUCUCCGAUCCUUCUCAUUUUCAUGUUUUAUUGUUACUAGCUGGAUUCUGUAGGUUUUCUUUAUUGAAAACAUUUUACCUUUUUCA